Triticum aestivum (bread wheat) is the source of this 786-nucleotide messenger RNA. Its product is annotated as 26.2 kDa heat shock protein, mitochondrial. Lineage: Eukaryota; Viridiplantae; Streptophyta; Magnoliopsida; Poales; Poaceae. The record is from RefSeq and is a predicted model, not a curated record. Bases 1 to 573 code for a protein of 190 amino acids. The transcript has a single exon.
AUGGCCUCCGGUCGUGGUACAUCAAGCAGCGCGAAUCCUAAAGCUGUGGUCUCCCGAUCGUUCUGGAAGGCUCGAGGCCUCAUCCGAUCUCCCCAGAACCUUCUAAACCCAGUUAGGAAUCCCCCUCCCCCAAGAAAGCUUUCCCGCUCCUCCUUUACAAAACCCCCCAGCAUGGCCCGUCUGCUGUCUCUGAUGGAGGACGUCGCAACUAAGACCGGCGGCCUCUCCUCCACUGCUGGUGCUGGGGCGUCGCGGCUCGGACGGUGGGUGGCCAAGGAGGACGACGACGCGGUGUACCUCAAGGUGCCGAUGCCGGGGCUGACCAAGGAGCACGUGAAGGUGCGCGCGGACAAGAACAUCCUGGUGAUCGAGGGCGAGGGCGAGAAGCAGCCCUGGGACGGCGACGACGACUCCGCGGUGCCAAAGUACAACCGCCGCAUCGAGAUGCCCGCUGCUGACGCGUACAAGAUGGACAAGAUCAAGGCCGAGAUGAAGAAUGGCGUGCUCUGGGUCACCCUGCUCAAGGUCAAGGAGGAGGAGCGCACGGACGUCUUCCACGUCAAGGUCGAGUAGGCAGUGCCGUCGUGGUAGUGCUCAUGGAGGAUGGCCGACGCGAGAGUGUGAGAGACGCCUUGUUGAUGUGGGCAUGUUUGGUGUCUUUCUCCUUGUUUUGCUUCGUUGAUCGUCUUGGAUCCAGUAGGUAGUGGUCUGAUGGUGAAGUUGGUCGCGAACUCUGUCAAAUUUGCUCUAGUUUCGGCAUAUGAUGAACUUGCUUUGGUGGUGAAA